Messenger RNA from Vitrella brassicaformis, 1929 nucleotides. NCBI's taxonomy places the organism in Eukaryota, Vitrellaceae. The record is from the annotation of a GenBank genome assembly.
CAAAGAUUGAUGGAUUGGUUCCGCACUCUAUAUACACACGCACUGAUCCAUCUCACACACACAUAAAAGCGUGGAAGAAACCACGUUCGUCUCAUCUACAUGCGAAUCAAUCACGAGUCAGCCGUCAGCCCCACUUCUCCCCCUGGCCAGGCUGGCAAAUGCGAUGGAUAUUCGGUCCCACACGGAGGGCUCAGACGGCCCCCGGCCAGCCACACCCACACCGACCCCAUUGGACAGCGACGUCACCCGCACUGAGUCGAACGACACCUGACGCAAUCACACCAACCACAAUGUCCAUCCAUCUCCGUCUGUCUGAAUGCGUGUGUAUGUGUGUGUGUGUGUGACCUUGCAGACUUCCUUGAGCGGCGAAGGCUUCAGUGCCGACGAGUUGAGGGGAGUUCCUGCUGAAAAGGGUGAGGAGGAAGGAGUGGGGGACGGCACAGGCGCGCUGGCCGACUGUGCCGAUGCCGACGAGCCAUUUAUUGCCGUUGCUGGUGUGCCUCUCCUCGCCUCCAUCAGCGUCUUGAACUUGUCCAGAGGCCGCAACUGCAUUGCAUCCACGGACGGACAACCCAAUUCCACCGAUGUCUGUGGAGACGGUCGUCUUCUCAGCCUGGCCUUCCCUCACCUGGCAUGAGCUGGGGCAAGUGAGGUUGUGAUCGACGAUCCGCCGAUUGAGCUCGUCAACGGUGCGUUUGAACUGUUCCAGCUGCGACCUCCACCACCUCUCGGACAUGUCCUCACGGCGACGCUCCGCAACACGAAGGGCCUCUCUGAAUCAAUGAACCGAACCGACGGAAGAAAAAGGACGAUGGAUAUGGUGCCGUGCCGCGUGUGUGGUCAUUGGUCAUUGUGGCUGUGCCCCUCUGUGUCUUGUGUGUCCUACUUGGCGUUUUCGAGGUCCGUUUGGAUGGACUUUUGGUUCUCGACCCAGUCGGGGGAGAAGCCAUGAUUUUGCAUCAUGUUGAAGGCCCACCUGACACACAAAGAGAGCACAAGGAAGAUGCAUAACAGACCCACAACCCACACACACACGCAGAUGGCCGCCGUGUGUCCAACCACCCCACCCGGGCCCACCUGUCCUCAGCGUUGACGAAAGGGUUGUCGUAGCUGGUGAGUCUCUUCAGUGGUUUGCCCUUGUUGGAGAGCUUGUCAAACUCCCCCUCGGCCAUGGCCAUCUGGAUCCUCGCCUCCACGAACGAGUUGAACUUGUCGAACUCCAGCUUGUCGGCAUGCGGGUCAAUCUGACACACAUGAACGAACCACACAUGCGACCCAUUCGGCUGGGCUGUGCUGCGCUGUGUGCUGCAUGCCCGCCUGUGGUCACCUCGUUUCGCCUCUUCCUUUCAUAGUCGAGUGCGUGGCCCUGUGCCCUCGCGAGGCGGAUCUUCUGCGCAUUGCGCUCACGCUCAUACGGGGUGCUGCCUGCAGCACCCACGAAGCAAUCAGACAACACGCCGCACAACUGAUGAAGGACAACUGACUGACCUGGUGCCUCAUUGUGAGUGAGCCAGCGCCUCUUGUCGAUUCUGUUGCGGUCGUCGAGUUCUCUUUCCUUCUCGUCGACGAGUGGCUUUGUCUUGCGGCUGUCGUAGUGGUACUGCACUCGCUUCUUCAGUCGCACCUGGUGCUGCAGGUCCAAUGCAAUGCUGCAGACAUACAUAACACAGACAGAAAUGAAUGAGUGGAUCUAUGCGUGCGUUCGUUUCUUUACCAACCUUGACACAUGCAUGUCUGCCAGCCGCUCGGCCUCUUCCUUGUCUGCAUCUCCCGUUGCUGCCUUGGCGUCGUCUUGUGCGGCAGGAGCAGUGGGAGCCGACGAGUGAAAGGCGCCAAAUGACGACAAACACGCCUCCUUUCUGCAGAUCCGUGCCGCAUCUCUCACGGCUCUCCCAACACUCGCGGACGCCCUCAUUUCGUUUGCCUUCG